UUCUAUAUCUAACGUCAUGGACAGCAAAGUGGUAUGGUUUCGUUCUCUCGUUGAAUUAAUCCUGAUCAGGAAUUAUUAUGCGACUGCAUAUGAAAAUAUUGCAUUAAACAAGACUGCCUGGCAGCUACAUCCUUUUUACGCUCGUCCAGAUUGGGGAGCCGAUAAAGCUGUGGAUGGGAAGUUUUCAGACCGGUCUGCUUUAGGAGGACAAUGCACUAUUUCUUAUAGUUAUGAAAGAACUGCACUUUGGUGGGUGGAUCUUGGAGAAGUGCUUAGUAUACACCAUCUAACUGUCUUCUACAGGACGGAUAAUGUUCCAUGGGACCACUAUAAUGGUUACACAGCCAGAUUCCUUGGUUUUUCUGUUUACAUAUCAAACACAACCGACAAAGACGAGGGGGUUCAAUGUUUUAUGGACACAAUUUAUACCAGAGACACGAUACCAAGUAAUAUAACAAUAGAAUGUAUAAAACAUGGACGAUACAUCAUCUACUACAAUGAGAGACUCCCAGGAGUUACCUACCCUGAGGGAUAUUCCAAGGGCGCACAAAACGAACUUUGUGAAUUUGAAGUUUUUG
This is a messenger RNA of Saccostrea cuccullata (small rock oyster), 578 nucleotides long. RefSeq lists its product as uncharacterized. The annotation marks the transcript as partial. The transcript is spliced from 3 exons. NCBI's taxonomy places the organism in Eukaryota, Metazoa, Mollusca, Bivalvia, Ostreida, Ostreidae. The record is from RefSeq and is a predicted model, not a curated record.